Messenger RNA from Petromyzon marinus (sea lamprey), 4709 nucleotides. It is a transcript of the gene TRAPPC12, whose product is annotated as trafficking protein particle complex subunit 12. The record is from RefSeq and is a predicted model, not a curated record. NCBI's taxonomy places the organism in Eukaryota, Metazoa, Chordata, Hyperoartia, Petromyzontiformes, Petromyzontidae. Gene Ontology annotation, molecular function: protein binding. Gene Ontology annotation, cellular component: Golgi apparatus; TRAPP complex.
AUAUCGCGCGCCAAUGAUGUGAGCCGUGGCUGGAAAUCCAAUUUCAGGAUGCAAAAGUGCGCUAACCGUUGCGCCACCGCUCCACCCUGAAAAUCGGAAUGAUGAAGUUGAGCGGCUCUCAACACGUGCGGGGUGGGCAAGUGCAGGCUGGCAGCGUGGAUACCGCGCAGGGGAAACGCCAGCGCCACGUCGAUAAAAGACAACGCGUACCGAAUGGGCAACACGACGCUGAUUCUCUCCGUGUUGUAUACUGUAGGUUGUGUCAAGCUAGGACCCCAUGUCUCACACAGGGAGGGUCCUGGCCUAGAAUCAUUGGGCAGUUUCAUCAGCAUUGGUUCUAGCGAGCCCAACACAAACACAGAGAGACACACGAAAAUUGUGCCCUGCAACAUCGCAACGUCCAUCCUACAAAGUCCCAUCGCAAGCGAGAGACACAAACACAGAGAGACACACGAGAAAUGUGCCCGUAUGGACCCGAUAAUUCGAGGGUGUAUAAUAACUGGACAUCUGCGCAACAAAGAGCUUCACAGCUCAUCGGAUUUCAGGAAGGUAAAAAAAAACCUCCAACCUGGCACCGCGUCCCCCUCUAGGCCACGUGACCACGAGUCGUGGAUGCGGAAGCGGAAGCUGGGCCAGGAGCGCAGUGCCACAACAUCACAAUAGUUUACCACACUUCACAACAUCACAAUAGUUUACCACAGUUCACAUCAUCACAAUAGUUUACCACAGUUCACAACAUCACAAUAGUUUACCACAGUUCACAACAUCACAAUAGUUUACCACAGUUCACAACAUCACAAUAGUUUACCACAGUUCACGACAUCACAAUUGUUUACCACAGUUCACAACGUCACAAUUGUUUACCACAGUGCCACAACAUCACAAUUGUUUACCACAGUUCACAACGUCACAAUUGUUUACCACAGUUCACAACAUCACAAUAGUUUACCACAGUGCCACAACAUCACAAUAGUUUACCACAGUGCCACAACAUCACAAUAGUUUACCACAGUGCCACAACAUCACAAUAGUUUACCACAGUGCCACAACAUCACAAUUGUUUACCACAGUUGACAACAUCACAAUAGUUUACCACAGUUCACAACAUCACAGUUGUUUACCACAGUUCACAACAUCACAAUAGUUUACCACAAUUCACAACAUCACAAUAGUUUACCACAGUUCACAACAUCACAAUUGUUUACCACAAUUCACAACAUCACAAUUGUUUACCACAGUUCACAACAUCACAGUUGUUUACCACAGUUCACAACAUCACAAUAGUUUACCACAGUGCCACAACAUCACAAUUGUUUACCACAGUUCACAACAUCACAAUAGUUUACCACAGUUCACAACAUCACAAUUGUUUACCACAGUUCACAACAUCACAAUAGUUUACCACAGUUCACAACAUCACAAUAGUUUACCACAGUUCACAACAUCACAAUAGUUUACCACAAUUCACAACAUCACAAUUGUUUACCACAAUUCACAACAUCACAAUAGUUUACCACAGUUCACAACAUCACAAUAGUUUACCACAAUUCACAACAUCACAAUUGUUUACCACAAUUCACAACAUCACAAUAGUUUACCACAGUUCACAACAUCACAAUAGUUUACCACAAUUCACAACAUCACAAUAGUUUACCACAGUUCACAACAUCACAAUUGUUUACCACAGUUAACAACAUCACAAUAGUUUACCACAAUUCACAACAUCACAAUAGUUUACCACAGUUCGCAACAUCACAAUAGUUUACCACAGUUUGCAACAUCACAAUAGUUUACCACAGUUCACAACAUCACAAUAGUUUACCACAGUUCACAACAUCACAAUAGUUUACCACAGUUCACAGACGUCGUCGUCGCAGCGUGCUACGCCGCACGCAACAGUGGCGCCACGGGAUUACUACACCGGCACCUAUCCAGCAGUGGAGAGCGCCGUGCCGCACUCGGGUCACCUUCACAAUCUAGGUAGAAGCACACCAUGGACGACCUUGAGCAUAAAAAGGAAGAUGCGAUGAUGGCUUCAAAUCAAGAUACAGGAAAAGAGGAGUCUGAGCAGGAUGGGGAAAGUCUUCCUCCAGCAACAGACACCAUUGACCUGGGGCCAGAGGAGAAUGAUGAUGAGGACGUGGCUGAGAUGAGCGCUCUCCUCGGUGACACGAUGAUGGAGAGUGUUCUCAUCUCCGACUCCCCCAGUAACAGUGAGGAUGACGGCACAGCCGAGAGUGCCACUUUGCAGACUAGCGACAAACUAGAAAACGGCGCAGAGACGGAGCUUCGAGUGGGCUUCCAACCGGACCCCAAAAGGGACACGGUGGUCGAGCUGGCAUGCGUCGCCUCCGAGAUGCACGCGGCAACAGGGACGUCGCCACCACGCACCCCGAUCGACUCUAUCGAGGGCACGAACAACGACGUCGAAAUCGGAGAAGCGGACAUUGCGCAAUCGUCGCAAAGCGCCGCUACAGUGGCAGCGCUGGACCAGUUGAGCCCCGAGGAGGAGGACUCUCUGCCUGUGUGCACCAUAUUCAGCAAGGCGCCGGCAACCAAGGUGCACGCACGAGAGCAGCAAGCCGUGAAGGAGGACGGUUUCCAGAGCCAGAUGGUUAAGUCGGCCAGCUUCACGGCCUGUGUCGAGCCGAGCAAUCCUAAAGCAGCUGGUGCAGAUGUCAUUCAUCCGAGUCCGAGUCUCAGCAAAUUCUUUGCAGAGGAACCCUCUACUACCGGGGCAGAGUUUUUCGAUUCCUUUACGUCUGCGUCGGUCAUCACUUCGAACAACCCGAACGUUGAUUCUCAGGCACCACCUUCGGGCUUGACGUCCCUCUCUUUGUCUCCGUCUGAGAGCCAGAAGCCGUUUGCUGAAAGCGAAGUUUCAAGUCACACAUCAACCGAAGCACCCCCUUCACAAGCAGCAGGUGGCUUGGAGUCUCCUCAGCCGUUCUCGGUGUUCGCUGCAGGAGAGGACGCGUUUGUGUCGGCCCUGAGCGUGAGCGAGUCGGACCGGAGGCACGACGCAUGGCUUCCCUCGGAGGAGACGCGCCGCACACUGAUUGCAGUGGCCACCCAACAGUACGGGAACAUGUUUGUUGAACGAGAGCGCCUCACCAUGCCGGGACUCAAAGCAGACGCGCCACAGGAGGACCCUGUGAAAGACCUGCUCCACAAGUGCGUGGGGGAGCAGGAGGCAGCCAAGAGGAAAGUGCUCACGGUGGACUCUGUGGAGCCGUCUUUGGCUGGACUCAAGCAGCUGAUUAAUUCGUGGAACUGGCGUGCGGCGGUGGAGCUCACGGGCAGGCUGCUCACCGCCCAUGGGCAGGGCCACGGCAAGUGUGGCCAGCCGAGCAGCCAUACCACCGACUCCAUCCAGCUCUGGUUCGUGCGUCUCGCCCUCCUGGUGAAACUGCGGCUCUUCGGCGGCUGUGACGCGGAGCUUGAGCCGUUCGGCAACUUGGACCACCCUGACCUGUACUACGAGUACUACCCCCAUGUGUACCCAGCACGCAGAGGGUCCAUGGUACCGUUCUCCUUGAGGAUCCUUCAUGCCGAGCUGCCUCAGUAUCUCGGUCGGCCCCAGGAAACCCUGGAUCGUCUGCAUCAGGUUGGAGUCAUUUGUGCAAAGAUUCUAAGCAACCUAGAGAAUGGACUCGCAGAGGACGGGAGCAUGAUCAACCUCUCCACAGAAAAUCGGCAAGCCUCCGUGCAGCUGUGGCGGUCGCGCGUGGCUCGCGUGCACUACUCCACCGCUAACUGCCUGCUGCUCAUGAAGGAUUACUGCUUGGCUGUGAACACGUAUGAAGCCAUCAUCCCCAUCCAGCCAGAGCAGGAGCUUCAGCUCCUCAAUAACAUUGGAAAGAUCCUGCUGCAGGUGGGAGAUCUCGCGGCGGCACAAAAGUACUUUCAGAGAGUGGAGUCCAUUUGCGAGAAUAAGGAAGGCGUGCAGCAUAAGACCAUGGUGCUUAUGAACAGAGCAUUCGCACUCCUGGCAGAAAAUAAUUUCCCAGAUGCUUACCGCUGCUUCCAGGAGGUCUCCAAGUUGGAUCCCACGAAUGCGGUGGCCAACAACAACGCGGCCGUAUGCCUGCUCUACAUGGGGAAGCUGAAGGAGUCGCUGCGACAGCUGGAGGAGCUCAUUCAGAAGGAGCCUCAGCGCUACCUCCACGAGAGCGUGCUCUUCAACCUGUCCACCAUGUACGAGCUCGAAUCGUCACGCAGCACGGCCAAGAAGCAAGGCCUGCUCGCGACUGUGGCCCCACACAGCGGGGACAGCUUUGGUGUGCAGUGCCUCAAAAUGCUGUGAUGAUUUUGUGCAAGUCUGCUUCUGCAGACAUUUGUCGAUCCACUGCUAGUCGAGGGCCUCGCCACGUCGUGCGGGUCAUGGGGGUUAUUAGACCGCGCUUCACCGUGCCAGAGAGCGUGCGAGUUUGUACUCGUCGGGGAGCACCCGUGGGAGCAUAGAAGUGCAGUACAAUGGAUUUUCCUGUCCAUUAUUCCACUAGUCGCUACAGACCCGCAGCCUUAUGACAGCCCCUUUGUGUGUGGUGGUCGCCCAUCCCAGCCCUAUCGAGACUCAAGCAUCAUGUGAAAUGUGUAUAGUAAUUUUCACGGUCUGUUACGUUGGAAAUUGAAUAACAAAAAAAACUGCACGCCACUAAUUUAUACCAAGUCACUGCUAAUGUCGGAAUAAAAUACUUAGACCCAUA